GGCUGGUUUCGCCCGCAGUGAGUUGGGCGGCUCAUGCAAACAAACAUCGGCUGAGUCCCGUCCAUUCUGGCAUGAUCAAAACUCACACAUUCGCCGCAUCUACAGAGUGAAAGCGCCUGUGAAGCCAUGUGGAUUACCCCGGAGGAGGUGUUAAUGGCCAACGCGCUGUGGGUGAGCGAGCGAGCGAAUCCCUAUUUCAUCCUGCAGAGGAGGAAGGGACACGGGCGCGGAGGAGGCAUCACGGGUUUGCUGGUGGGUACGUUGGAUGUGGUGCUGGACUCAAGUGCUCGUGUGGCUCCGUACAGGAUCCUGCACCAGACGGGAGAGUCACAGAUCUUCUGGAAUAUUGCUUGUGGCUCGUCUCGUAAGGAGAUCACUGAACACUGGGAGUGGCUCGAGACAAACCUACUGCAGACUCUGUCCAUCUUUGACAACGACGAUGAUAUCACCACCUUCGUCAAGGGCAAAAUACAGGGCAUCAUCGCUGAAGAGAAUAAAAGUGGCAAACCUCAGGAGGACGAGGAUCCUGGGAAGUUCCGUGAAGCCGAGCUGAAGAUGCGGAAGUUGUUUGGAAUGCCGGAGGAAGAGAAGCUGGUGAACUAUUACCCCUGCAGCUACUGGAAGGGCAGAGUCCCGCGGCAGGGCUGGAUCUACCUGUCCAUAAAUCACAUCUGCUUCUACUCCUUCCUGCUGGGAAAAGAGGUUUCGCUGGUGGUGCAGUGGACAGAUGUCACGCAGUUGGACAAGAACGCCACGCUGGUUUUCCCCGAGAGCAUCCGCGUGAGUACACGCGACACAGAGCACUUCUUCUCUAUGUUCCUCAACAUCAACGAGACCUUCAAACUGAUGGAGCAGCUGGCCAACAUCGCCAUGAGACAGCUGCUGGACAACGAGAGCUUCGCCGCCGACCGCUCGCUCCCCAAACCCUGCAAGACCCUGAAAAACGUCUCUGCGCUCAAGAGGGACUUGGAUGCACGUGCAAAAAACGAGCGGUACAGAGCGCUGUUCCGGCUCACACAGGACGAACGUUUGGAUGGACACACCGACUGUACACUCUGGACGCCGUUCGCUAAGAUGCAUGUUGUCGGUCAGAUGUUUGUUUCUAACAACUACAUCUGCUUUGCCAGUCGAGAGGAAGAUCUGUGUCAACUUAUCAUUCCAUUGAGAGAGGUGACUAUAGUGGAGAAAGCGGACAGCAGCAGUGUUUUGCCGAGUCCACUGUCGAUCAGCACUAAAAACAAGAUGACCUUCCUGUUUGCCAACCUCAAAGACCGUGACUUCCUGGUACAGCGCAUCUCUGACUUCCUGCAGCGCACGCCUGACAGGCCAUGUGGCCUAAACACUCAAUCCGAGAAUCCCAGCCCGAGUACGCCACCCUCCCUGCCCCCGUCCCCUCCUGUCCUGGGGCUUGGAGAGAUGCCCCAAAACCAACACUACAGCCCCAGUCUGCCCACUGCCAAGAAGGGCCUACUGCAAAUCUACCAGCAGGACGUCCCUGAGGAGCUGGGGCCCAAAGUGACGAGAGAGAAGAUGAAAGAGGAGUCAUGGAACAUCCACUUCUUUGAGUUUGGCCGUGGAGUUUGUAUGUACCGCACGUCUAAGACCAGAGAGCUGGUUCUGAACGGGAUACCAGAGAGUUUGAGAGGAGAACUGUGGCUGCUGUUCUCAGGAGCUCAGAAUGAGAUGGCCACACACCCGGGUUACUAUGGCAGUUUGGUUGAGCAGGCGAUGGGUAAAUGUACUCUAGCGACAGAGGAGAUCGAGAGAGACCUGCACCGCUCCAUGCCUGAACAUCACGCCUUCCAGAACGAGAUAGGCAUCGCUGCCCUGAGACGCGUCCUGACUGCCUAUGCUUACAGAAACCCCAGCAUCGGAUACUGCCAGGCGAUGAACAUUGUUACGUCCGUGUUGUUGUUGUAUUGUACUGAAGAGGAGGCCUUCUGGCUGCUUGUGGCGCUGUGUGAGCGGAUGUUGCCCGACUAUUACAACACUAGAGUUGUAGGAGCGCUGGUGGAUCAGGGUGUGUUUGAGGAGCUGACCCGCGAGUGUUUGCCGCUCUUGUACGAGCACAUGCAGGAUUUGGGAGUCAUCUCCACCAUCUCUCUGUCCUGGUUUCUCACACUCUUCCUGUCUGUCAUGCCUUUCGACAGUGCGGUGCUGCUGGUCGACUGCUUCUUCUACGAGGGCAUUAAAGUAAUUUUCCAGGUGGCAUUAGCUGUGCUACAUGCAAACAUGGAUCAACUUCUGUCCUGUUCAGAUGAGGGAGAGGCCAUGACUAUUCUGGGCAGAUAUUUGGAUAAUGUUGUAAAUAAGCAGACCGUUUCUCCACCAAUUCCCCACCUUCAUGCCCUGUUGACCAGUGGCAACAACCCUCCACCUGAGAUUGACGUCUUUGAGCUCAUUAAAGCAUCCUAUGAGAAGUUUGGUAGCCUGCGUGCCGACGUCAUCGAGCAGAUGAGGUUCAAACAAAGGUUAAAGGUCAUACAGUCACUAGAAGACACCGCCAAGAGGAGUGUGGUGAGAGCGAUCAUGACAGAGUCUGCCUUCACUAUUGAGGAGUUGGAAGAAUUGUAUGUUCUUUUUAAGGCGAAGCACAUCAUGAGUUGUUACUGGGGUGCGAGCAGCAGCGCGGCGGAGCGGCACGACCCGAGUCUGCCAUAUCUGGAGCAGUACCGCAUCGACUGCGGUCAGUUAGUUCAGCUCUUCUCCGCUCUGGCGCCCUGGAGCUGCGGCCUUCACACCAACACGCUCUCCAGCCGACUCUUCCGCCUCCUCGACCAAAACAAAGACUCUCUCAUCAACUUCAAAGAGUUUGUCACCGGACUCAGUGGAAUGUAUCAUGGCGAUAUGACGGAAAAACUCAAACUUCUCUACAAACUCCACCUGCCUCCUGCGUUGUGUCCAGAGGAGGCAGAGUCAGCGCUGGAGGCCACGCAGUUCUUCACUGACGAUGACACGCCUCAGGAUCCUCCCUUCCUGUCUCAUCUGGACUUCCUGGCACAGGAAGUGACCUCAGGUGAGGAGCUGAAGGAGGCAGGAGACGCAUCAGCGGCCGGAGACACGGAUGAGAGAAAAGAGGAGAAGCCGAAGGACUAUAAGUAUUAUCUGAGAAUGUGGGCCAAAGAAAAAGAGCCAAAGAAAGAGAGUAUCAAAGAUCUGCCUCGGAUGAAUCAGGAGCAGUUCAUUGAGAUGUGUAAGACUCUCUACAACAUGUUCAGUGAAGAUCCCAUGGAGCAGGAGCUGUAUCACGGCAUCGCCACGGUGGCGAGUCUCCUGCUGCACAUCGGAGAAGUGGGCAAGAAAUUCACCAACAACGGCAGCAAGAAAACCGAAGCCCAGCUGCCCUCAGCAGGCGACGCUCUGCAGCCGGAGAGGGAGGACUCGUCCGGGGAGGGAGGAUCAGGACAGUCCCUGGUCUCCAAGGCCCUGGCAGAGGCACAGCUAGAGACGCCACCUCCAACAACGGCCGGCUCCGACGAAGAGGCCAAAGACGACACGUCCGUUUCGUCCUACUCCGUAGUGAGCGCCGGUUCGCUGCAGUGCGAGGACAUCGCCGACGACACGGUCCUGAUUGGCUGCAUGAGCGGAGAUGCGGUGGAUCGGAGGCGGGGCAGCGCGCCGGAUGCCGAUUGGUCGAUCACGUUCGAGCAGGUUUUAGCAUCGUUCCUGACAGAAACAUCGCUGGUCGACUACUUUGAGAAAAAACACGACAUCCAGAGCAAAAUGACGGCAUGCAAGUCACUGAGAGCCGUGGAGAGACAGACAAGUACGUCGAGCGAUCACGAUUUCUCUCUG
This is a messenger RNA of Sinocyclocheilus grahami, 3795 nucleotides long. RefSeq names its product TBC1 domain family member 9B. Gene Ontology annotation, molecular function: calcium ion binding. The transcript is spliced from 23 exons. The record is from RefSeq and is a predicted model, not a curated record. NCBI's taxonomy places the organism in Eukaryota, Metazoa, Chordata, Actinopteri, Cypriniformes, Cyprinidae. The annotation marks the transcript as partial.